This is a messenger RNA of Pyrus x bretschneideri (Chinese white pear), 1992 nucleotides long. RefSeq names its product probable polygalacturonase. Bases 344 to 1714 code for a protein of 456 amino acids. The record is from RefSeq and is a predicted model, not a curated record. Gene Ontology annotation, biological process: carbohydrate metabolic process. Gene Ontology annotation, molecular function: polygalacturonase activity. Lineage: Eukaryota; Viridiplantae; Streptophyta; Magnoliopsida; Rosales; Rosaceae. The transcript has 6 exons.
GAGCCAGUGGAAGGGAUUGAGCAAAGUUGCACUCUGCCAGGAUGGAGCUGGCAUUUCAACAGCGGCAACAGGAUCUCUAAUUCCCCUUCUUCUAUAUUAUUACCAAAUAUUAAUUUUCCAUUUUCCAAUUUUAAUUUUAAUUUUUGUUUUGGUUACCAUAUAUAUAAGUAUUUAUGCUUUGUGUCAUUUACACAAUUAAUGCCUCCAUUAUUCCACCACACAUAUACUUACAACGUUAAGGCAGCCCUCGCUCUCUGCUGGCUGCUUCUUCUUCCUUUUUUUUUUCUCUGCAAGUCUGCUACUUUUUGGCCACUCCUGCUGCACAGAGACAGAGCUUUUACUCAUGAAGAUGCUAGCGGUGUUUCUCUUGCUGCUGGCCGUGAGUAAUGCCGUCAAACUUAACGGAGAAGACGAUGAGACACCGUGCGAUUCUAAACUGACAUUAAAGCAAAGGCCACACAGUGUAUCCAUCUCGGAAUUUGGCGCUGUCGGAGAUGGCAAAACAUUGAACACUCAUGCCUUCCAGAAUGCCAUCUUCUACCUCAAGUCUUUCGCCGAUAAGGGCGGUGCUCAGCUCUAUGUGCCACCGGGGAGGUGGCUUACCGGAAGCUUCAACCUCACCAGCCACCUCACGCUGUUUUUGGAAAAGGGUGCUGUCAUUCUUGGAUCUCAGGAUCCGUCUCAUUGGGAGAUUGUUGAGCCUCUACCCUCGUAUGGUCGAGGGAUUGAACUCCCCGGGAGGAGAUAUGGUAGUUUGAUAAAUGGAUAUAUGUUACAAGAUGUGAUCAUAACUGGUGAUAAUGGAACCAUCGAUGGCCAGGGAUCGGUUUGGUGGGAUUGGUUUAGCUCCCAAUCUCUGAACUACAGCCGCCCGCAUCUUGUGGAAUUCGUUAUGUCUAAAUACGUGGUGGUUUCGAACCUCACAUUCGUGAAUGCUCCCGCUUACAACAUCCAUCCUGUCUAUUGCAGUAAUGUGCAUGUUCACAACAUCUCUGUGUCUGCUCCUCCAGACUCCCCUCUUACUGUCGGCAUAGUCCCAGAUUCUUGUGAUAUUGUGUGCAUAGAAGAUUGCAGCAUUGGCAUGGGGUAUGAUGCCAUUGCCCUCAAGAGUGGUUGGGACGAGUACGGGAUUGCCUAUGGAAGACCGACCACAAAUGUACACAUCCGGCGUGUCACCUUACAAUCAGCUACUGGUUCUUCUCUUGCCUUUGGUAGUGAGAUGUCCGGUGGCAUUUCUAACGUACUUGUUGAGAAGGUCCGCCUCAACAACUCAUUUAGCGGCAUUCAGUUUCGAACAACAAAGGGUAGAGGCGGUUACAUCAAAGACGUCAUCAUAUCAGAUGUCGAAAUGGAAAACGUCUACAUGGCAUUUGGUGCCUCUGGCCAGUUUGGUUCCCACCCUGACGACAAAUAUGAUCCUAAUGCUCUCCCAGUUUUGGAUCAUAUCACAUUGCAAGAUGUGGUUGGCACAAACAUCACAAUUGCCGGAUGCUUCACUGGGAUCAAAGAAUCGCCAUUCACUUCUUUCUUUCUAUCCAACAUCUCAUUGUCAUUGAAUUCUGGAUCUCCCACCACUUGGGAUUGUUCAUAUGUUUCCGGCUCUUCUGAGUCUGUCUUCCCAGAACCAUGUUCCGACCUCAAUACCUCGUAUUCAAAUCCUUCAUCCGCCCGCUUUUCGCUACUCACCUUGAAUGGAAAAGCCGCGGUCUUAUAAUACCAGUUCCUCCAAAACCCAGUUAUACAAAACGGCCAAAAUCUAGAGUGAGGGAAAGAACUAAAGAUUUUCCACCAUAAAAAUUAGACCACAUUCUUUUCAAUAAGACACAUAUGUUCAGAUUAUUUGUUUCUUCUUCUUCUUCAUCCUGUAGAUUUGCAGUCCCGCAUGCUCUUCUUCCAUAUCCCGCACAUUAUUUGUACAGCUUCAUUUCUUCAUUCAUGUGUAAGCAAAUUUUUGGUAGCGAUGAUGUAAGACAACUUGGGUUAUUGUUCGUA